Messenger RNA from Elgaria multicarinata webbii, 659 nucleotides. RefSeq names its product small nuclear ribonucleoprotein polypeptide E (gene SNRPE). Bases 164 to 442 code for a protein of 92 amino acids. The record is from RefSeq and is a predicted model, not a curated record. Gene Ontology annotation, molecular function: RNA binding. The transcript has 5 exons. Gene Ontology annotation, cellular component: U4/U6 x U5 tri-snRNP complex; precatalytic spliceosome; pICln-Sm protein complex. Gene Ontology annotation, biological process: mRNA splicing, via spliceosome; spliceosomal snRNP assembly. Lineage: Eukaryota; Metazoa; Chordata; Lepidosauria; Squamata; Anguidae.
UAGCUACGUCGGUUGAUCGUGAUUCCGCGCGCGCGCGUGUGAGAGAGAAAGAACGUUAAAGAAAAGAGAGAGAGAAACCAACCGCCCAGUGCAGGUCCUGUUGAGUGGCAGUUUCGUCAGCGGCUUCCUUCACCUGUGGGGUUCCUAAGCCCAGCUUUCGGCCAUGGCGUAUCGCGGACAGGGCCAAAAGGUGCAGAAGGUGAUGGUACAGCCUAUCAACCUCAUCUUCAGAUACCUACAAAAUAGGUCUAGGAUUCAGGUGUGGCUGUACGAACAGGUGAACAUGCGGAUAGAAGGCUGUAUUAUUGGGUUUGAUGAAUAUAUGAACCUGGUUCUGGACGAUGCUGAGGAGAUUCACUCCAAGACAAAAUCAAGGAAACAGCUAGGUCGGAUCAUGUUAAAAGGAGACAAUAUUACUCUUCUACAAAGUGUUUCUAACUAGAAAUUGCUAUCCAUUGUGCUGAUUAUUGUUUUGAUUUCUAAACCUAAAGAAGAAAGUGUUUGGAACUUAACGCUGUCACUUCCAAAUUCUACCCUGGUGUCUGAGAAGAGAGAGAAGGAUGAAGCCAGUUAUUUAGUUCAUGCUUGUAUAGUUUUCAAUAACUUUUUUACAUUGGCGUGGACCUGUAGUUCUUUCUAAAUAAAUUUUUUUGUUAAUA